Tremella mesenterica DSM 1558 is the source of this 609-nucleotide messenger RNA. RefSeq lists its product as uncharacterized. The transcript has 3 exons. NCBI's taxonomy places the organism in Eukaryota, Fungi, Basidiomycota, Tremellomycetes, Tremellales, Tremellaceae. The coding region runs from base 1 to 609 and encodes 202 amino acids. The record is from RefSeq and is a predicted model, not a curated record.
AUGCUCAAUCGAUCACUUUCCUCUUCAAACCUCCAUGAUCUCCUCAGUAUGGAAGUAGCCCUCAAGCCCUCAGACGGUGACGCCAUCAACAUCAAAGUUCAUCUGCUAUGCAGUCAUAGCUCAGUAUUCAAAGAUAUGUUGACUAUACCUUCAUCAACCACCGACAAGACGGAAGAAGAAACAACCAUCGAGCUAGACAUAAUCGAGGCAGACCUCAAGAUCAUAUUCGACAUGAUGAAUGGAGGUGAAGAUUUCGAAAAGGUAGAACCUAUACAACUUUACAGUCUCAUAGACUUGUGCGAUAAAUACGAUAUGGAUGGACUUCGUGAUCGACUUUUAAUCCGUGUUACUCGUCAUGUACCUUACGAUCCAUGGAGAGCUUUUUGUCUAGCAUCACACUACGAUAUACCUAUCCUUGCUGUUGCUGCUAUACGACAAUUUGGUCUUCAUGAGAAAACGCAACAAAUAACUCUUUGGAAUUUUCCACCUCUUUUAUGUAGUGAGACCGAACCGCGAUAUCUUUCUUCGUUGAUUCAUGGAUUAUACUCUCAGACCGACCAUCGUCGCCCGAAAGAUCUUUUCAGCGUACGUGGUUUCGAAUCGGAAUGA